Messenger RNA from Merops nubicus (carmine bee-eater), 660 nucleotides. Its product is annotated as CMRF35-like molecule 7. Lineage: Eukaryota; Metazoa; Chordata; Aves; Coraciiformes; Meropidae. Gene Ontology annotation, molecular function: transmembrane signaling receptor activity. Gene Ontology annotation, cellular component: plasma membrane. The record is from RefSeq and is a predicted model, not a curated record. The coding region runs from base 1 to 660 and encodes 219 amino acids. The transcript has 5 exons.
AUGAGGAUUUUCCUGGUUUGGACCCUUUUCCCAGGUGGCUGGGCGGUGACAGGCCCUGCGGAACUGGUGGCCGAGCCAGGGGGCUCGCUGGAAGUGUCCUGCAGCUACGAGCCAGGCUAUGAGCUCUACUCCAAGUACUGGUGCCGCCCGGGCGCCCUCUGGUUUUGCUGGACCUACAUCACGCAAACCGACGGCUCAGAGUCGAUGAGGACGCAGGGCAUGGUGUCCAUCAGGGACAACCACACGGCACACUCGUUCACGGUGACGCUGAGCCACGUCACACCGGGGGACACAGGCUGGUAUUACUGUGGGGUGAAGAGGAAACUGGGGUUCAACCUGAGGCACACCACCAAGGUGACGGUCUCCACAGAAGGCAGCAACGUGGGCUCAUUCGCCACCGACUCUCUGUGCCUCCCGGGCUGUGGGGAGCUUCCAGUGCUGUCCCAGCAUGGUGUCAUCAUCCUGCUGCUCCUCCUGGGUGUGAAGGUGCUCGUGGCACUGGCCCUGGCAGUGCUGCUUAACGUCUUUGCCAGGAACAUGGAUGGUGGCAUUGAGGGCACCCUCAGCAAGUUUGCUGAUGACACUAAACUUUGUGGUGUGGUGGACUCACUUGAGGGAAGGCAGCCCAUCCAGAGGGACCUUGAUAGGCUUGAGAAAUAG